Messenger RNA from Ictalurus furcatus (blue catfish), 5662 nucleotides. Its product is annotated as structural maintenance of chromosomes protein 1A. The record is from RefSeq and is a predicted model, not a curated record. The coding region runs from base 344 to 4042 and encodes 1232 amino acids. Gene Ontology annotation, cellular component: chromosome; nucleus; cohesin complex. Gene Ontology annotation, molecular function: DNA binding; protein binding; ATP binding. Gene Ontology annotation, biological process: sister chromatid cohesion. The transcript is spliced from 26 exons. Lineage: Eukaryota; Metazoa; Chordata; Actinopteri; Siluriformes; Ictaluridae.
UACGCGACAACGCUUUUGUAAUAGGCGCGCAGACAAGUGUGUUUAUUUUUCCGUGUCCGCUGCAAGUUUGGCUGUGUUUCAGCCCCAAAAACACAACUGCAGCGGAACUUAUAUUAAAAAAAUAGUCAUAUUUAUCGAGUGUAAAUGCGUUUGUUUGCAGUUUCGGUGUAGCUAGUUUGAUAUUUGUUUAUAUAUAAGCCGUGCUAAUGGCAGUGUUAGCAUUUUAGCUAACUGGCUAAGCUAGCAAGGGAGCUAGAAAUUCGUAACGGUGUUUUUUUUUUAAUGUUGUUCUCGCGUUUUUUCUUUGAAUUUUGGUAUUUAAAUCGCAUUUUAGUACAGUAAAAUGGGUUAUUUAAAGUUAAUCGAGAUAGAAAAUUUCAAAUCGUACAAAGGAAGACAGAUAAUCGGGCCUUUUCACAAGUUUACUGCGAUUAUUGGACCGAAUGGAUCAGGGAAGUCGAACCUCAUGGACGCCAUCAGCUUUGUGCUGGCGGAGAAAACCAGCAACCUGCGUGUGAAAACGCUGAAAGAUCUGAUUCACGGCGCCCCGGUGGGGAAACCCGCGGCUAACCGGGCCUUCGUUAGCAUGGUGUACCAGGAGGACAACGGCGAAGAGCGCUCCUUCACCAGAGUCAUCAUCGGAUCCUCGUCGGAGUACCGCAUUAAUAGUAAAGUCGUGGGGUUGCCCGAGUACAGUGAGGAGCUGGAGAAACUCGGAAUUCUCAUCAAAGCCAGGAACUUCCUGGUCUUUCAGGGUGCAGUGGAGUCCAUCGCCAUGAAGAACCCUAAGGAGCGAACAGCCCUGUUCGAGGAGAUCUCUCGCUCCGGUGAGCUGGCUCAGGAGUACGACCGGCGCAAGAAGGAGAUGGUGAAGGCUGAGGAGGACACGCAGUUCAACUACCACCGCAAGAAGAACAUCGCAGCUGAGCGCAAAGAGGCCAAGCAGGAGAAAGAAGAGGCCGAGCGCUACCAGAGGCUAAAGGACGAAGUCGUGCGUGCGAACGUCCAGCUACAGCUCUUCAAGCUCUACCACAACGAGUGCGAGAUAGAGAAACUGAACCGCGAGCUGGCGCAGCGCAACAAAGAGAUCGACAAAGACCGCAAGCGCAUGGACCGUGUGGAGGAGGAGCUGAAGGAGAAGAAGAAGGAGCUCGGCCGGAUGAUGAGGGAUCAGCAGACCGUCGAGAAAGAGAUCAAAGAAAAGGACGCAGAGCUAAACCAGAAAAGGCCGCAGUACAUCAAGGCGAAAGAAAACACGGCUCACAAGAUCAAGAAGCUGGAGGCUGCACGGAAAUCCCUGCAGAACGCCCAGAAGUGCUACAAGAAGCGCAAGGCGGAUAUGGACGAGCUGGAGCGCGAGCAGAGAGCCGUGGAGACGGCCAGGCAGGAGUUCGAGGAGCGCAUGGAGGAGGAGGCGCAGAGCCAGGGCCAGGACCUGCAGCUCGAAGAGAACCAGGUUAAAGCGUAUCACCGUCUGAAAGAAGAGGCUAGCAAGCGAGCCGCUACUCUGGCCCAGGAGUUGGAGAAGUUUAACCGCGAUCAGAAAGCUGACCAGGACCGCCUAGACCUGGAGGAGAGGAAGAAAGUGGAGACGGAGGCUAAGAUCAAGCAGAAGAUCCGAGAGAUCGAGGAGAACCAGAAGCGUAUCGAGAAGCUCGAGGAUUACAUCACUACCAGCAGACAGUCUCUAGAUGAACAGAAGAGGAUGGAGGAGGAGCUCACAGAGGAGGUGGAGCAAGCCAAGAGGAGGAUCGAUGAGAUUAAUAUGGAGCUUAACCAGGUGAUGGAGCAGCUCGGUGACGCUCGUAUAGACCGACAGGAGAACAGCAGGCAGCAGCGCAAAGCCGAGAUCAUGGAGAGCAUCAAGAGACUCUAUCCCGGAUCAGUGUAUGGAAGGCUCAUAGACCUGUGCCAGCCCACUCAGAAAAAGUACCAGAUCGCCGUAACCAAAGUUCUGGGCAAAAACAUGGACGCCAUCAUCGUGGACUCGGAGAAGACCGGACGUGACUGCAUCCAGUACAUCAAAGAGCAGAGAGGAGAACCUGAAACCUUCUUACCUCUGGACUAUCUCGAGGUCAAACCCACGGACGAGAAGCUGCGUGAGCUGCGCGGUGCCAAGCUGGUGAUCGACGUCAUUCGCUACGAGCCUCCACAGAUCAAGAAAGCUCUGCAGUACGCCUGCGGGAACGCGCUCGUGUGCGAGAACGUAGAGGACGCCCGCCGGAUCGCUUUCGGAGGACCGUACAGGCACAAGACCGUGGCUCUAGACGGAACACUGUUCCAGAAGUCCGGUGUGAUCUCUGGAGGCGCGAGUGACCUGAAGGCCAAAGCUCGCCGCUGGGACGAAAAAGCCGUGGACAAGCUGAAGGACAGGAAGGAAAAACUCACCGACGAGCUCAAGGAGCAAAUGAAGGCGAAAAGAAAGGAGGCGGAGCUUCGUCAGGUGCAGUCUCAGGCUCACGGGCUGCAGAUGAGGCUGAAGUACUCUCAGAGCGAUCUCGAGCAGACCAAAACUCGCCAUCUGUCCUUAAAUAUGCAGGAAAAAUCCAAGCUAGAGAGCGAGCUGGCCAACUUUGGGCCCCGUAUCAACGACAUCAAGAGGAUCAUCCAAUCACGUGAGAGAGAAAUGAAGGAGCUCAAAGACCGCAUGAACUUGGUGGAGGACGAAGUGUUCUUGGAGUUCUGCAAGGAGAUCGGAGUGAGGAACAUCCGUGAGUUUGAGGAGGAGAAAGUGAAACGGCAGAAUGAGAUCGCAAAGAAGCGCUUGGAGUUUGAGACCCAGAAGACUCGCCUAGCGAUCCAGCUGGAUUACGAGAAGAACCAGCUGAAGGAGGACCAGGAGAAGGUCAUCAUGUGGGAGCAGACGGUGAAGAAGGACGAGAGCGAGAUCGAAAGACUAAAGAAGGAAGAGCAGAGGCACAUGAAGAUCAUCGAUGAGACCAUGGCUCAGCUUCAGGACUUGAAGAAUCAGCACCUCACCAAGAAGUCGGAGGUCAACGACAAAAACCACGAAAUGGAAGAAAUCCGUAAGAAACUCGGUGGAGCCAACAAAGAGCUGACGCAGCUUCAGAAGGAGGUCACGGCCAUUGAGACGAAGCUGGAGCAGAAGCGCAGCGACAGACACAACCUGCUGCAGGCCUGUAAAAUGCAGGACAUCAAACUUCCUCUCAGAUCAGGAACCAUGGACGACAUCAGCCAGGAGGAGGGAAGUUCUCAGGAAGAAAGUCUGAGCAGCAGCCAGAAAACAUCCAGCACCGUUUUAGCCAAAGAGGCUCUCAUCGAGAUCGACUACAGCAGCCUGUCUGAAGACCUGAAGGACUCUCUGUCGGAGGAUGAGAUCAAAGGCGAGAUGAACACCCUUCAGCAGAGGCUUAACGAGCAGCAGAGCAUCCUCCAGAGGAUCAGCGCUCCCAACAUGAAGGCCAUGGAGAAGCUGGAGAGCGUCCGAGACAAAUUCCAGGAGACGAGUGACGAAUUCGAAGCCGCUAGGAAGAGAGCAAAGAAAGCCAAGCAGGCUUUCGAGCAGAUCAAGAAGGAGCGGUUCGAUCGCUUCAACGCCUGCUUCGAGUCCGUCGCCACCAACAUCGACGAGAUCUACAAAGCACUCUCGCGCAACAGCAGCGCUCAGGCUUUCCUCGGACCGGAGAACCCGGAGGAGCCGUACCUGGACGGGAUCAACUAUAACUGCGUGGCUCCUGGGAAACGUUUCAGACCCAUGGAUAAUUUAUCAGGAGGAGAGAAGACCGUCGCCGCUCUCGCUUUACUCUUCGCCAUUCACAGCUAUAAACCUGCUCCUUUCUUCGUGCUCGACGAAAUCGACGCGGCUCUGGACAACACCAACAUCGGCAAGGUCGCUAACUACAUUAAAGACCAGUCCGUCCAGAACUUCCAAGCCAUCGUCAUCUCGCUGAAGGAGGAGUUUUACACCAAGGCUGACUCGCUCAUCGGCGUGUAUCCCGAGCAAGGAGACUGCGUGAUCAGUAAGGUCCUGACCUUUGACCUCUCCCAGUAUCCAGACGCAAACCCUAACCCUAACGAGUAAAGAAGCUCACACGUUCCCAAACACAAGCCGGGUUUGAAUUUCACCUCGGCCCGUUGUGUUUAAAUGGUUUUUGUUUUUUUUUCCUGGUCACUUAUUCCUCUUAUAUAGUCGUAUAAAAUAUUCGUGAUAUUUCUGAUGUCGUUACAUUCGUUUUUGGGAUUUUUUUUUUGCGUUUUAGCAGUAAUCAUGUUGAGAGUUGCACUCGCUUUUUUGCCAUUUUUACCGACGUACAUCUUUAAUCAUGAUCGUUAUGAUGGAUUUGUAUUAAAUUAGCGAUCUUCCACCCGUCACAUGACCCCUUUUUUGUACGAUCAUGUUUUUCAGUAUGAAUUAAAACCUUGGCGCUUCAGGAUUUUUAGCUGUGCUUUAUAUGUUUAGAUGUUUCUUCUUAAACUAAAGUGUAAAAUUAUUGUUGGGGGGGGGGGGGGGUUUCGGUUUUUUUUUUGUUUUUUUGUUUUUUUUUUGGACAAUAAACUGUUUAAUAAUCCGAGUAAGACCUUUUGUGCUCGCUUUAAACCUUAAGAUCAGAGAUCUGAUUUUUAAAGGAGUUUGUUUUAAACGAUGUUAUUAAAGUUGUGCAUAAUUGUUGUAGCUACGUUUAUUCAAGUUAAGCCUACCGCACGUGUUAAUAACUCAAAUUAGCAAGAAUAUUCACCGUACAGCUGGUUUGAGUUUAGCCACGCCUACAAAACUCCAUAAAAAGCAAAGCUCAGAGAGGGUUUAACAUGAAAAAAUGGCAACUAAACCGUGGAAGAGGGCCGCGCUAAAGCUCCCAGUUUACCACACCGUAGACGCACAAUAACUCCUCCUCCUUUUAUAGGGUGCCGUUAUUUUUGUCCUAAUCGAAUAGCUAGUCUUAUUACGGAUUUUUUUUGGAAUCGAGUAACUCAUCGACAACUAGAAGAUACGAUACGAAACGUAGGAUACGAUCGGGUUUUUCCCCCCGGAGUAACUGGAUUUUCAAUAACACUACGUGAAUAUUUCUUGUGCUGCUGUGAAAGAUUUACGACGUACACACACACACACACACACACACACACACACACACACACACACACACCCCCUUCCUUCUACAGAACAUUGGACAUAUAAGAUGUCAAGCUUAUAUCAAGCUUUCACAGCACGUUAUGUUGCUGACUUCAGGAAUAGAGCGAAGAUUUAAAAAUAGCUCCGCUUGUGAAAUUUGAACGGUUUAUGAUUGCGUCAGUGAUGCCCCCGGGGUUUGUGGGUAAUCUAGGAAACCAUAAACUAAAGCGAAUUAACAUGUCGACGGCAGAGGUUUAAAAUAAACAUUGGAAUUUUAUUACAAGCUAAAUCUCGGACGUUAUCAAAGAUCAUGUGUUUAAUUCUAAAGAUUAAUAUGCGGGGUCGUUCAGGGCGGAGAGAUACUAUGGUGUUGAAGUUUAUUUGUUGUUAAAAGUGUUCACUUUAACUUUGGUUGUAGUAUUAGGGAUUUACACGUGUCAAAGGGCAAAGGUCAGUCCUGUGACAGAGGCACGGGAUGAUCAGGUUCUAUACUGCAUCAACAAAACGGCGUAAGAAAUCUCAUUUUUCGUUCAGUUUCAAUUUGGUGUUUGUUUAAACCCCGAUGGAGCUAUAAAUCAGCCAUUUUCUCCAAUC